Aaosphaeria arxii CBS 175.79 is the source of this 954-nucleotide messenger RNA. RefSeq names its product short chain dehydrogenase. Gene Ontology annotation, biological process: sphingolipid biosynthetic process. The transcript is spliced from 5 exons. NCBI's taxonomy places the organism in Eukaryota, Fungi, Ascomycota, Dothideomycetes, Pleosporales. Gene Ontology annotation, molecular function: 3-dehydrosphinganine reductase activity. Gene Ontology annotation, cellular component: endoplasmic reticulum membrane. The coding region runs from base 1 to 954 and encodes 317 amino acids. The record is from RefSeq and is a predicted model, not a curated record.
AUGCCGCCAACCCCGACUCUAGAGGGCAAGACUGUAUUUGUCACAGGAGGAUCCAGUGGGCUCGGCUUAGAGAUUGCCAAAAUUGUAGCGGCUCAAGGAGCUCAUGUUGCUAUCUUCUCUCGCCGCCAGAAAGUCCUCGAUGCAGCGAAGAAAGAGAUACUCGCGGUGAGGCUUCACGAAAACCAAGAAGUCUCCGCCAUUGCGGUAGAUCUCAGCAAUGCCAAAGCAGUCAGGGCUACCUUCGGCUCUCUAAAACUCGUACCCGACAUUCUAUACUGCGCUGCCGGAGGCUGCCAGACCGAAUGUGGCUUUCUAACGGAGAUCAGCUCAGAAGAUCUCGACAGCUGCAUGCGCAACAACUACUACACCGCCGCCUACGUAUCCCAGGUCGUCCUCAAGAUAUGGAGAGGGGUAGAGAACAAACCUGAAUUGCGCGGGAGAACAAAAGAACGACGGAUCGUCUUCAUCAAUAGCGUAGGGGCGUUCGUGGGAUUACCUGGAUAUACUGCGUACACACCUUCCAAGGCUGCAGUCCGCGGUCUCGCCGAUACCCUUCGAAUGGAGGCCCUUUACUACUCGAACCCUGGGACCAAGUACACCAUCCAAUGCGCUUUCCCAAGCAACAUCAUGACGGACGCCUUCAUCGAGGAACAGAAGAACAAACCGCAGCUCACCAAAGAGAUGGAGGAGACCAACAAAGACCUGGACGAGCUGAAGAAGAAGCUACCUUCUGCCGCCAAGGUCGCCCAGUACAUCGUGAGUCGUCUCAACAGCGACGACUUCGCGAUCUGCGACUCGUUGGCAUCGGAGCUGCUGUGGUCGAACAUGAUCGGUCCUUCGCCGAAGCGGGGACUCGGGGUUGCUGAUUCGAUUCUCUCGUUUUUGGUCGGCACGGCGAUUUGGCCGUUCCAGCGUCGUAGAUGGGAUAAGAUGUGUGUUCAGGCUGGGCAAUAA